AUGGAAGUGAAAAAUGAAGACCCCCAAGCAUUUACUCAGAGCCUUGAAGAUGAAAAAGUUGAAGAAACCAUCCUUUUGGAAGAAUCAACGAAAACUAAGAAGUCUAAAUUAUGCCCAUUAUGCCCACCCAGAGGGAAGUGCAAUGAAGUGAUAACAUCUGUUGCCCUCCUGGUGUUGUUGUGGGGUGUAAUCUGGUCGUAUACGGGCAUAGAAGUUUAUCCUGGUGGAAGCCUAUUUGGAAUGUUAGUAAUUUUCUGUUGUGCCCUUUUGGGUGGUAGACUUAUGCAAUUUAUUAAGAUCCCUAUAAUACCUCCACUACCACCUCUUCUUGGGAUGCUGCUUGCUGGUUUCCUGGUCAGAAACAUUCCAGUCAUCCGUGAUUAUGUUAAGAUCAAUCAAGUCUGGUCAUCCUAUUUGAGAAAUACUGCCCUUACCAUUAUCUUGGUACGAGCUGGGCUUGGGCUUGAUCCACAGGCACUGGAGAAAUUAAAAGGAGUUUGUUUAAGACUAUCCAUGGGUCCAUGUUGUUUAGAGGCGUGCUCAGCUGCUGUUUUUUCUCACUUUAUUAUGAAGUUUCCAUGGCGAUGGGGAUUUCUAUUAGGUUUUGUCCUAGGUGCGGUUUCUCCUGCUGUUGUGGUCCCCGCAAUGCUGAUGCUGCAAGAGCAAGGAUAUGGUGUCAAAAAGGGGAUCCCCACCUUGCUGAUCGCUGCCAGCAGCUUUGAUGAUAUUCUGGCUAUCACUGGCUUCAAUUCAUUCCUAAGCCUAACAUUCACUACAGGUCCUGUAUAUAAGAAUAUCAUCAAGGCUGUUUUGGAAAUAGUAAUUGGUAUAACAGCAGGAAUUGUUAUGGGAUAUUUUAUUCGCUACUUUCCAAGUACUGAUCAGCCUACACUUGCUUGGAAGAGAGCAUUCCUCCUUCUGGGUUUAUCUAUUAUGGCUGUCAUAGGCAGCGGGCGUAUUGGGAUACAUGGAGCUGGAGGACUGGCUGCAAUAGUGUUGACUUUUGUUUCAGCAAUCGGGUGGAAGGAUGAAAAAAAGGCAAGAGUGCAACAAAUAGUUGCAAAUUCAUGGCUAGUUUUUCAACCACUUCUUUUUGGCCUGGUUGGAGCAGAGGUGUCUGUUGAGAAUCUUGAAUCAAAUACGAUUGGCAUCUGUGUUGGUACACUGAGCUUGUCUCUGUUGGUUCGAAUUUUUGCCACAUUCUUAUUGGUGUCUUUUGCUGGUUUUUCAUACAAGGAAAGAAUUUUUGUUGCCUUGUCAUGGCUCCCCAAAGCCACUGUUCAGGCUGUAUUAGGACCUCUUGCUUUAGAAGAAACAAGAACUAAGAACUUUCCUCAAUUGGAAGUGUAUGCAAAGAACGUGAUGACCAUGGCAUUUCUGGCAAUCUUGAUUACGGCUCCAAAUGGGGCACUACUCAUUGGCUUAGUGGGGCCUAAAGUGCUUUCAUUAGAUAAGCCUAAUGAAGCAGGAGAAACUGUUUCACAUUAG
This is a messenger RNA of Trichosurus vulpecula (common brushtail), 1488 nucleotides long. Its product is annotated as sodium/hydrogen exchanger 9B1-like. Lineage: Eukaryota; Metazoa; Chordata; Mammalia; Diprotodontia; Phalangeridae. The transcript has 11 exons. The coding region runs from base 1 to 1488 and encodes 495 amino acids. Gene Ontology annotation, biological process: proton transmembrane transport. The record is from RefSeq and is a predicted model, not a curated record. Gene Ontology annotation, cellular component: membrane. Gene Ontology annotation, molecular function: antiporter activity.